Molecule: messenger RNA, 2746 nt
Organism: Trametes versicolor FP-101664 SS1
Lineage: Eukaryota; Fungi; Basidiomycota; Agaricomycetes; Polyporales; Polyporaceae
Exons: 9
Coding region: 49-870 (273 amino acids)
Source: RefSeq, a predicted model, not a curated record
CCUCUUGUCCUCCCCCUCCCCUCGACGUCCGCCAGUGUCGCAACAGCAAUGCCGUCCCACAGCAACUGGACCGACGGUCUCUUCCUCAAGAUCGUUAAUGUGGUCGCAUACUUCCUCUUCCUCGGCUCGAACGUGUACACCGUUGCUGCACCUUCGGACAUCUACUACUACGGCAAAGACACCUACGUGACCCCCGCGCCAUGGGCGUUCCUCAUCUGGUCCCUCAUCCACCUUCUCCUCCUCGGAACCGUGAUUUACCAGUUCUUCGACGGCGGCAAGCAAGUCAUCAUUGACGGCAUCUCCUGGCGCCUCCCCCUCCUCGCCGUCCUGAACGCCAUCUACGUCAACGUGUGGGCGAGGCACUACUACGUCGUCGCCUUCGUCUUCUCCCUGUUCGUCAGCUCCGCAGUGACGCACAUCUACUACGUCGUGAAGAAGUACCAUGAGCCGCAGAGCACUGCGGAUGAGAUCUUCGUCCACUUGCCGUUCUCGCUCUACCAUGGCUGGACCACUGUUCUCGUCAUCCUGACCGCGUUCGAGGCAUUCGGCAAGAACGCGGCCGUCGAGCCCGCCGGUAUCUGGACCAAGGUCUUCGCCUUCCUCGCGUUCUUCUUCCUCGAGGCCACCGCCGCGACCUACGCGUUCUCGUCCGCCGAGGGUGAUCUCCCCGCCAGCAUUGCGAUCGCGUGGUCGCUCUGGGCGAUCUUCGCGCGCCAGCGCCACCCCGCGUUCAUCCACUGGUCCGCGCUCGCCUUCGCCAUCCUCUCCCUCGUCUGGGUCGUCAAGGCUGCGAUCGGCGUUGGCCUCAAGCUCCGCCGUGGCGGCCGCGGCAUUUCGCUCGACGAGGAGCGUGCCCCGCUCAUCAACUAGUCGAACAGCGUAUGCUGCUUUCGCCUUCGCAUAACGGAAAACACGACCGGCACGAAAAUAGUCACGAACAACGAACAUUCUUCCGCACAUCCACAGUUGAUCACAUGCGCUCCUCUUAACUUGUACUUAAUCGAGUUUCGCGUCGUGCUGAUGAACAUACCUCCAGUAUCCUAUCUGUACUUGUAACGCUGCAUUGCGCCACUGUUUUGGAAUCUAUCGCAAUUCUCGUGUUUCGUCCAUUCGCGCGUGCUACAUACCCGGUACCGAGGCUAGCUAGCGUCGAGGUCCGUCACCAUCACGCCGCAGUCAGGUCUAAUUCUACAAGAUAGGCUGCGGCCGAUGUUUACUGUAGGUUGAAUAGCGCUUUGAGAACAUGUGGGGCCGAUGAACCAUGCAUGACGCGCAGUAUAUCGCGAAGCUAAUAUACGAACACACUCAGGAGUUGCUCAGGAGGCACCCGAGUGGGCCACUCACGGAGGAGCGAGCCUAAACAGUGCCUUCGACAUGCCCUCCAGCAGGUGCUCGAUGCGGCCCAUCCUCUCCGAGUACGACGCAACCUUGUCUUCGAGCGCGCGGAGCCGUUCCUCCACGCCUUCCGGCUCCUCCACGCUGCACUCCGCGGGCGACAGGCACCGGACGAGGGUGUGCUGCGGGGUGUGCGUUCCUGCGGAAAUGCCUCCAGUAUGUUCGUCGCAUGUGGCGCAGAUAUAGACGUCCUCCGAACCGCCUGUGCAGUCCAAACAGGCGAAGAAAGGAUACCCCACGACCGCAGAGCAGGACGCACACCCCAGCCGACCUCUCUCGCCCCCCUCAUCUCCCUCAAGCGCCUCGUCUGCGCGCGCAGUCGCCGCCUUCGCACGUCGAAUGAGCUCGGGGAGCUCGCGCUGCCAGAUCACCAGGCCACGGAUCUUGAGCAUGUCGUGUGCGGGUCGGUGUACGGCGGCGCCCGCAGUGAACGUCGCGCCCCUACACCGCGGCGUCUCGCAGACGUCGAUGGGAGUGUCGGCUGCGAUCGAGCAUGGGAUGCACGUGUAGCGCGCGUCGCGCGGGCCGUGCGUCGCGCCGCAGAAGUCACAGAAGUAGUAGUAGUGCAUUUCGGCGGAGGCCCUGUUGCGGAGCUCGAGCACGAUGUGGCAGAAGCACGCCUCGUCGAACGUGAACGACCGCUCGAUCUCGCUGAGGCGUCCGCGGGGAGUGUGGGCUGUGUCUUCGGAGCUUGACGUAUCCGUGCGCCGCUCGGGGCUCAGGCUGGUACUUGGGGCGAGCAAGUCGAGGUAUGCGUUCCAUCUCUGGAUGAAGUCCUUGAUGUACCGCCAUGGCUGCCCCCUGCGGACCUGAAGAAUAGUCGCGUCCAGCGCAAAGCGCCAUAGGGCCUUGAUUUUGUUCGGCCCCGCCUUGAGGACCCGCGGGCGCGGCCGCACAGUGAGCAACUCCGGCGACGAGCGCGUGAAGUAGAACUCGUCUGUGGACUCAGCCAGCUCGCCUUCGACUGCGCUCCACACGCCAGACAUCGACUGGCCGUCCUCGGAAACUGUGCCCUGGAGGAAGCGAUGGCAUGUUUGAACUCCGACGAGCUCCCAGUGGGCCGUAAAUCCAGCUCUGCCGUCUUUGCGGGUUGCGCACUGAGCCGUGAUGGUGUAGGAGACCCCCGCGGCGGUUCGCGAUCUGGACGAGAGCGCGCCUGGGCCGGACGCGUGGAGGAAGAACGAGAUCAUGGCGGAGUCGGGCCAGUCUUUGCCGUGUCCAAAAAAGCCAUGCCAUCGACCAAGCAUGGAUUUGAGAGCGCCGUCGGGCUCCAGCAGGUCGGUCUCCGAUAGCGAAUCUCGCGCCGUGACAGAUGGCCCUUCGGCAGGGGCGGACAGAGUGAGGAUUUCGC